Messenger RNA from Striga asiatica, 549 nucleotides. NCBI's taxonomy places the organism in Eukaryota, Viridiplantae, Streptophyta, Magnoliopsida, Lamiales, Orobanchaceae. The record is from the annotation of a GenBank genome assembly.
AUGCAGCGUGUUCUUCAAACCCGAAAUACGUAUGAUGUGGCAACUUGGGAACGGGAGGCUGACGAGGGCAAGGUGAGUGAAAACGGGAAUACUGAUGAAAAGGAGGUGACAGAAAGAGCCUCUGAGGAUGAUGGGUUUGUUUCUAAGAAGGUUCCUGAUGUUUUUCGUUUGGAUGAUGCCACUGUACCAUCCGUUGCUAGAGAAAAUCAUUUGAACGGUACAGGCAUUGACGAGAAAGGAAAUUUAGAUGCGGAAAAUGGUCCGGAAGGCCAAAAUGGCAUGAUGAAGUCUGUUGUUGGAUUUGAUUUGCAACAAGAUGGCGAGGAUGAUGAUUUUGCUGAUCCACAGGACGCAAUGAGUGUUAGGAGCGUUGGUGAAAAAUUAUCAUCAGAGAGCGGCCCUCAGCUUAAGAUUCCCGAUAUCGAGAGUGAGUUGCGUGAAAUACGGCUAAGUUUAUUGAUGGAGAUAGAAAAGAGGAAACAAGCUGAAGAGACCUUAUGUAAUAUGCGAAACCAGUGGCAGAAGAUCCGUGAAAAAUUAUCUCUUCUG